UCUCCCCCACCCCCCACCCUUCUCUCACUCUCUCUCGAUCUCGAUCGAUCGAAGGUAGGCUGCGGCAGAGAAAGGCAGGAUUUAGGAUACGAGUUUGCUGUGGUGGUCGAAUUCGGAUACAUUAGGGUGGUUUUUCCCUCUUAUUCUCUCUCUCUUCGACAGAACUAGGAAGACUCUGUGACGAGGGAGACGCUGCCGUUGGCUGCCUAAUUCACUGUCGCAUAACAAUAGCUUUGUCCGGGCAUCCGAUUAAACAUGUCUCAGAUGGAUGAGCUUCAAAGGAGUAGGAUUCUCAACUGCGUCCAGGCGUUCUGUGCUGCAAGAUAUACCAGGGAAGACAACGUUCCAUGUCAGAUUGAGGAGGGUUUGUUUCUGGGUUCAGUUGGCGCGGCGCUUAACAAGUCAGCGUUAAAAGACUUGAACAUCACCCACAUCUUAACAGUGGCCAAAUCCCUGGACCCUGCAUUUCCUAUUGACUUCGUCUAUAAGAAGAUUGAUGUGUUUGACACCCCAGGCACAGAGUUGGAUAAGUAUUUUGAUGAAUGCUUUAGUUUCAUCGAUGAAGCUAGAAGUGCAGGUGGUGGCGUGUUGGUUCAUUGCUUUGCAGGAAUGUCAAGAAGUGUCACUGUUGUUGUUGCUUAUUUGAUGAAGAAGCAUCGGAUGAGUCUUUCGGAUGCAUUGGCACUAGUUAGGAGCAAGCGACCACAUAUAGCCCCUAAUCAUGGUUUUCUUACUCAAUUGGCGAACUUCGAGAAAUCUCUUGGAGGGACAAAAAGUAAGACUGUGACGGCAGGAUAGUUGAGCAGAAUGCAGGUGCUAUUCCACAUAAAUAAACUCAUAUGCACCACAAUAUUUUCAUUUUUUGUUCCCAAAAUUUUGAUGCAAGAAGUUUCUAUUCAUUGUUAGAAAAAAAGCCAUACAGGGCUUGUGCAUUGAAAUAUAGUUCCUUCUUCUAUUUUGUUAUUUGCUUCCUACCAUCUGGAUGAGGGUGCUGAGUGAUGCCUGUGCUAAUUACAUGCUGGCCGCAUAAAAUUCUGUACAUAGUGCUAUUUAUCCACUUUCACGUCAGGUUACAAGAGGUGGCAUGGACACAGUAAACAGUCUGUGUUCAUAUAUAGCAUACUUAAUUAUGCAUAACUAAUUGUUUAUCUGAAUGUUUUAACAUAACUGUUCCUAAAGUUGCUGAUCAAUUUUUUU
Musa acuminata AAA Group (dessert banana) is the source of this 1197-nucleotide messenger RNA. Its product is annotated as dual specificity protein phosphatase 1-like. NCBI's taxonomy places the organism in Eukaryota, Viridiplantae, Streptophyta, Magnoliopsida, Zingiberales, Musaceae. The transcript is spliced from 6 exons. Gene Ontology annotation, biological process: protein dephosphorylation; negative regulation of MAPK cascade. Gene Ontology annotation, molecular function: MAP kinase tyrosine/serine/threonine phosphatase activity; MAP kinase tyrosine phosphatase activity; protein tyrosine/threonine phosphatase activity. The coding region runs from base 256 to 798 and encodes 180 amino acids. The record is from RefSeq and is a predicted model, not a curated record.